ACGCAUUCAAAAUGCCUUGGAGUGCUAAUUCUGGUAAUGAAACUUCCAUUUCAUUUGAACCUUUCAAGAUAAGAGCCGUCGAAUCCAUCAAACUAAAUACCAAAGAAUACCGAAUGGAAGCCCUAAAAAAGGCUUACUACAAUCCAUUCUUGCUCAAAUCUGAAGAUGUGAUAAUUGAUUUAUUGACCGAUUCAGGCAUAUCUGCCAUGAGCACUAAUCAAUUGUCAGGAAUGAUUAAAGCGGAUGAAGUGUAUAUUGGGAGUGCUAGUUUUGAUAAAUUUCAUUCUGCGGUGACUCAUUUAACCGGUUAUCCAGAGGUUAUACCCGCCCAUCAAGGCAGAGCAGCCGAAAAAAUAUUGUUUCAAGCUCUAGACCUCAAGAAAUAUCAUAUUGUGAUCUCCAAUGGAUUUUUUGAUACAACUAAAUGUGCCCUAGAUAAUAUAGGAACAGCAGCUUUGGAAUAUCCUGAACCAAAAGCGGAAGAUCCCGUGGCUUCAAAAUUUAGGGGAAACAUGGAUUUGGAAAAGCUAAAGUUUUAUUUGCAAAGUCCAGAAGUAUAUAGAGUAGCCUUGGUUUUAGUAUGUGUCACAAAUUCUCAUUUGUCGGGACAACCCGUAUCGUUAAAAAAUUUGGGCAAAGUUGCUAACUUAUGCAGAAAUCAUAAUAUUCCGCUCUUUUUAGAUGCUUGCAGAUAUGCAGAAAAUGUGUAUUAUGUUAAGAAAAAUGAACCAGAAUAUAAGGAUAAAUCACUAUUGGAGAUAAGUAGAGAUAUGUUUGCACUCGCGGAUGGAUGUUUUGUAUCGAUGAAAAAAGAUGGUCUGUGCAAUACGGGAGGAUUCUUAGCCAUGAAGAACGUCGAAUUAGCCUUAAAGUGCAAAGAAAAUAUUAUUCUCAAUGAAGGGUUCCCCAAUUAUGGCGGGUUAACUGGAAGAGAUCUAGAAGCUAUGGCGGUUGGCAUAAUGGAAUCGAUAAAUGAAGAUUUUUUGAAUUAUCACAUAAAUUUAGUGGAGGAUUUUGGUUCAUUACUGGAAAAAAUGGAUAUUCCGGUUGUAUUGCCAACUGCGGGUUACGCAGUUUAUGUCAAUGCUAGCGAUACCCUUCCCGGGAUCAAAAGGAGUGAACAUCCUGCUUGGUGCCUAUAUUGCGCGCUGUAUAUCGAGGGCGGCAUUAGAGCAUGCGAGAUAGGUAGUGUAAUGCGCGCUCCGGAUGAACGGGAAGUGCACCCAGAAUUUGUUAGAUUUUCGAUUCCCAGAAGGGUCUACACUUUCGCACAUUUACAAUUCGUGGCCGAUACCUUGAAGUACAUUAUGGAGAACAGGGACAAAUAUUCUGGUUAUCAAGUAGUGCAGGAAAGCGAUAUUUUAAGACAUAUUUCCAUUAAACUUAAGCCGAUUCAAAUUCAAAAUAGUAGCACAAAAUCGAUUAAAGAAUCUAGUAAUUUGAUGGUCAAAGAAAUAGAUAGCAGAGGCAGCCAUACCAGUAUUUCAUCUAAAUUAAAUAGUAAAAGAUCAGAGCGGGAUAUAGAUCAACAUUUUAUUGAGAACAAGCAGAAGACUUCCUCGGUCAAGAUCAACACAAAAUAUUAAAAUUUACCUGAUUAUCGAUCUAUUGAAUUACAAAAUAAAAAUUUAUU
This is a messenger RNA of Gordionus sp. m RMFG-2023, 1633 nucleotides long. Its product is annotated as tryptophanase-like. Gene Ontology annotation, biological process: amino acid metabolic process. NCBI's taxonomy places the organism in Eukaryota, Metazoa, Nematomorpha, Gordioida, Chordodea, Parachordodidae. The coding region runs from base 12 to 1586 and encodes 524 amino acids. Gene Ontology annotation, molecular function: lyase activity. The transcript is spliced from 8 exons. The record is from RefSeq and is a predicted model, not a curated record.